CAGGUGACCAAUAGAAAUACGUUAUAUUAUAGACUCUACGGUUGUCUAGACAUUGCGGUUUAAAGCGUUUAUCUGUUUUUUUUGUAUUCUUUCUUUCGGAGACGUCAGCUGAACUCUACGGUCAUGGCUGAGCGCAGGAAAAACAAAAAGAAGAAGGAGGCUGAUGCAAAAGAUGUUGAUGAAAAGCCUUCUAAAGAAGAAUAUGCAGUGGCAAGGUAUCUUAAACAGAAGCUGCCUGAAAAGAAAACUACACUUUUGGGCCAUAAAGUAGAAUACUUCAUUGCUUGUAAAGCAGUAGAUCUCUUAAUGGAAUCUCCAUGGGCAAAAGAAAACAAGAAAGGUGAAAUGAAUUUUUCUAAUAGAACAGUUGCUAUUGAUUUUAUGGCCAAGUUGCUUGAUCACAAAUUCUUCCAUCGGGCCAAAAAAAUUAUAGUACAGAAAGAACCAAAAAAGAAGAAAAAGGAUACAGAGGAAACCGGUCAGGAAUCAGGGAAAGAAAAAGAAUCUAAGAAGUCUAAAGGAAAAUCAGAGAAGUCAGAAGCCACAGAAAAGUCGGAGAGUAAAAAGGAAAGUGCUGAAGUAGCUGAAAAGAAAAAAGAGAAGAAAAAAAUUAAGCUGGACAUGCACCUGGACCAGUUAUUUAUUGACAGUAAUGAGCCUUAUGUGUGGAUAUAUGAUCCAAUCCCUCUACGAACUUGGAUUACUGGUACUUUAAUGGUAAUUGCAGCUGUGCUGCUCUGCCUUUUCCCACUAUGGCCACAGACUAUUAGACACUAUAUUUAUUAUCUCAGUGUUGCUGCAGCAUUCUUCCUAAUAUUCAUCAUUGGUUUAGCUGUUUUGCGAUUAAUUGUAUUUGUCGUAUUGUGGAUUCUUACCUUGGGCAAGCAUCAUCUUUGGCUUUUACCCAAUCUCACAGAAGAUGUUGGAUUCUUUGAAUCAUUCUGGCCUCUUUAUAAGUAUGAAUACAAAGGCAGCACAUCAGAUAAAAAGUCCUCUGACAAGAAAUCUCAAAAGGAUGAUGAGGACCAAGAAACAAAAAAAAAAUCCGAUGAAAAAGAAGAGGAAAGCAAAGACGAAUCAGCUGGAGAAGAUAAGGAAGUGAACGAACAGUCUGAUGGAGAGCAAAGGAGAAGUGAAGAUGAGGCACAGAAAACAGAGAAUGGGUUUGAAUUUCUGGAAGCAGAGGAAGUCAGCGAGGAAGAGGAGGAGGAUCGCAAAACCAAAUAAAGGAAGUGAUGGCUGCAGAGUGGACAAUGGCAUUUAUUUCUGUUGACAUGAAUGGCGCAAUUGCGUAUGUGUUGCAGAUACCUUAUCACUAUUUUUAUAUAUUUAAAUGUUGCUCUCUCAAUACAUGUUGACCAUGUGGGGAUAAAUGGCUGUAAAAUUGUUUUUUGUGUAUGAAUAUAUAUGGCACUUGAAUGUUCCUA
Molecule: messenger RNA, 1427 nt
Organism: Argiope bruennichi
Lineage: Eukaryota; Metazoa; Arthropoda; Arachnida; Araneae; Araneidae
Gene: Trp1
Product: translocation protein SEC62-like
Exons: 8
Coding region: 124-1227 (367 amino acids)
Biological process (GO): post-translational protein targeting to membrane, translocation
Cellular component (GO): endoplasmic reticulum; endoplasmic reticulum membrane
Source: RefSeq, a predicted model, not a curated record